GGGUUGGCUGUUGUAUGAGAUGCAUUAUUACUUACAAAUCAAGAAUAGGGUCACAUGGCCAAAUGCCAAGGAUGACUGUGAAAGGCAAGGGGCCUACUUGGUUACCAUAGACACGGAAGAAGAAAAUAAAUGGUUGACAGAAACGUUCCUGCCAGUCUGGGGUCCUGGGGAAUGCAGUACAUGGUGGCAUUGUUGUUCACAUUGGAUAGGUGCGAACGAUAUUGAACAGGAGGGGAAGUUUGUCUGGACAGGAAACAACCGUGACGUCACUUCCUACUCCAACUGGUACCCCAGUGAACCGGAUAAUGCUUGGGUAGGGGACUGUGUACAAAUUUGCCAUGGGGGCGUCUGGGGAGAUUAUAAUUGUGACGGGGGGACGUUUUCAUACAUUUGUGAAAAAGAUUAAAAUAUUACAAGUCGUGAAAUCAACAAAUAUCGAAUAAACCAUUGAGAAUGUUUACAUAAAUUUGUGAAAAAGAUUGA
Saccostrea cuccullata (small rock oyster) is the source of this 483-nucleotide messenger RNA. RefSeq names its product perlucin-like protein. Bases 20 to 406 code for a protein of 128 amino acids. The record is from RefSeq and is a predicted model, not a curated record. The transcript has 3 exons. Gene Ontology annotation, molecular function: signaling receptor activity. NCBI's taxonomy places the organism in Eukaryota, Metazoa, Mollusca, Bivalvia, Ostreida, Ostreidae.